Athalia rosae (coleseed sawfly) is the source of this 1661-nucleotide messenger RNA. RefSeq lists its product as uncharacterized. NCBI's taxonomy places the organism in Eukaryota, Metazoa, Arthropoda, Insecta, Hymenoptera, Athaliidae. Gene Ontology annotation, cellular component: nucleus. The record is from RefSeq and is a predicted model, not a curated record. The transcript is spliced from 5 exons. Gene Ontology annotation, biological process: positive regulation of Notch signaling pathway. Bases 139 to 1548 code for a protein of 469 amino acids.
GUUGUUCAGUCAACGACGUCAGUCAACGACGAAACCCAAAUGAUUAUGGAGUGAAGGAAAGUAAACAAAGGGGCAAAACAAAGUCGAAAAAUACCGUAGGGUGCACAAAUUGUUGCUCUGGAAUCAAACUAUCAAAUAAUGAACGCAUUAUGGAAUCAGAAAACUUUAGAACGACCGGCGAACAAUAUAUGGGUCGCUAGCAGAAAUGCGAUUGACACAGAAGGUUUCGCAUCCACGUUAAAGUCUAUAAUCAGAGAUUUGGAGUCGCAAGAUGUUCUACACAUCGAAGCAGCGAUUUUGAGUCGUGUGAUAUAUCGUAUGAAAAGUAAAUUCAGGCAUGACAAGGGUCUAAAAAACAUGGAAAAAGUAAAUAGAGCACUUCUCAACUACCUGGGAUUGGAUCUACUCAAGGAGUACAAAGACUUGAGAAAUUAUGUGGAGCCUGAAGGUUCGAUGAUGAACCUUCCGACAAAACAAAUGAUUGAAUAUGUUCUAGUUAGAACACAAGGCUUUGCCAAACUCAUGUGCAGAAUUGAGGAGGUUGCUAAAUGUGCGGCAGAGUUCUUUAAGGCAAGAAUGUCUUUGGGUCAUUCGUGGACUACUGCUAUAAUCGCGUAUGCUGUCAUAAGCAGAAUAUGGUUCUUGGCCAGAAAUUUGGUAAAGAAAUGUUGUACAUGGUACAACAGCAUGUCCAACUACGUUGCCAAGUUUAAACAGGUUGGUCCAAGAUGGCUCCCGUCGAGCUAUAAUCUCCCAACAAAUUUAAAAAGUUGGCUUGACUUACCAUGGAUUGAGCAGCGGAUAGAGAGCAUACCAUUAAAAAAUGACGGGAAGGAAACAAUAUUUGGCCUGAUAAAAGCUGAGAUGGAUGAUACGUCCGAAUUAUAUGUUGAUGAGAACAAUAUGUCACCCUCUUUAAAUCCCAACAAAAACGUCAUUACAGAGUUUGAAAAUGCCACAGAAAAAACAUUAAUCAAUAAAUAUCAUGGCCCAACUUUUAUCGACGAUUUUGGAACAUCGAUAGACCGCAAAGCUUUUCUCGGUGAAGCAGUGACUCGCAAAUCAGAUUCUGAAGAAAACUUGGAGAACAAGAACAAAAACUCGUCCACUUCUACAACUACAUCUCAAAAUCGCGGGAAACGACUUCGCGUAGAGAAAGUACCAAAAUCCCCUCAAAAUAAAAUGGAAAAAUCAAGAGCACCAGAUGCUCAAGAGGUCCCAUUGCAGGUUAAGGGAAACAAGAGAAAAUAUUCUGAGUCAAACUCAGAGAAAUUUGAGCCCGAUGUCGAUGAAGUAGAAAGUGCUAGUGCGAAGAGCAACAAAAAAACGAAACCAAUUCACUAUCUGAGAUUUGAUACACCUGGUGAACUGCAAACGAUUGUGGAUAGAGAUUCUUGUCCAGGAUUGGAUAGAUUACAGUGGGAAAUGCUCAAGAAAGCACUCAAAAAAUUUCUCACAAAAUUGGAAAAAUGUCACCCUCGCAACGAAAAACUGAGAAAAACUUUAUUAAUGAAAGCCCAAAUGGAAAUUGAGAAUCGUGUAUCAUAGCAAUUCAAGUAAUGCCAGGCAAUCAGUACAAUAAUUUAUGUAUAUUUGACAAGUUGACUCGGAAGAUCUUUAUUGUGAAAAAUAAAUAUAAUUUAUAUAUUUUCAAAUGAAAA